UACUUCUAAAUAUAGCUUUAACCUCUGUUUUUUCUUUCUCUUUUCACAACCUUUUCCUCUGCCACGUUACACUCACACAAGGGCAUUCUAGUAAAAACAUCAUCUGAAAACACAUAACAAAUCUGAAAGCUGGAAAUUAUCACUCUGUUCACUCCUCAUUGGCUGCACCUCCACAGCAACAAAAUCCAAUGCUAUUUUAUACUAUUAUCUUCUCUCUUGAACCUUCCUACUCAGGUUUCUUCAUUUCUUCAUCACCAUCACUCUCACCUCUACACGCAACAUAGAUAUUUUUUCACUUCUGUUGGUUCUCAGAGACAGACAAACAGGGAUUUUUUACAGAAGAAGAAAAAAUGGAGUCAGAUCUUCAGCAGCAUCCAACUAUGUUUCUAGAUCAUCAGAAUCAUCACCAGCAGCAACAAAUGAAUUCAGGGUUGACACGGUUUAAAUCUGCACCAAGUUCAUAUUUUUCGAAUAUAAUUGAUAAAGAGUUCUAUGAGCAUCUUUUUAACCGACCUUCCAGUCCUGAAACCGAGCGAGUUUUCGCUCGGUUUAUGAAUAGUCUUAGUGGUAGUGGUAGUGGCGGUGGUGGUGGUGGUGAUGCUGAAAGUGCUUCUGCUACAGCUUCUGUAGCUGUAGGUGUAGCUGUAGCUGCUGGAGAUGAUUCAUUGACUCAGAAUCUAGUGUCAACUGUUCAACAAGAGCUUCUUCCUAUAGUUAAGGAAGAGAUUGAUCAACAAUCUCAAACUAUGAUGGCAUCAAGGAAUAAUGAAACUUUAGAUCUUCAACAGCUUCAACGACAACAAAGUAAUAUGAAUAAUUAUGGUUCCUCUGGCCCUCAGAAGUUUUACCAAAGUUCGGGAAGACCGCCUUUGCCGAAUCAAAUGAAGACUGGUAGAGGAAGUUGUUCUAAUCUUAUUAGACAUGGUAGUUCACCUGCUGGAUUGUUUUCAAACAUUAACAUUGAAACCGGUUUUGCUGUUAUGAGAGGGAUUGGAACGAUCGGAGCUGCUAACAGCACUAGCAAAGAAGCGAAUUUUUCUUCUUCAGCGGUGCGGUUAAAGAGUGCUCCAGACUACUCAUCGGUGUUAGGAGGUGAAAUCGGGAAUAGUAGCAAUCCACAAAAUAAUCUAGAGUCUGAAGGUUUUGCUGAAACCCGGGGUGACGAUUUCAUCCCGGGUUUCCCUUUAGGUUCUACAUGGGAGGAUACCGCAAUGAUAUCCGAUAAUAUUACCGGUCUGAAAAGAUACAGAGACGAUGACGAUGUAAAACCGUUUUCUGCAGGUUUAAAUGCGGCUGAAACUAAGGUAAAUGAAACAGGAGGCCAUACUCCUGCUGCUCCUUUGGCUCAUCAGACGAGUUUGCCUAAUACCACGGCGGAAUUAGCAGCCAUUGAAAAGUUUUUACAAUUCUCCGAUUCUGUUCCGUGCAAAAUCCGCGCCAAGCGCGGCUGCGCCACUCACCCGAGAAGCAUUGCAGAAAGGGUUAGAAGAACUAAAAUCAGCGAGCGAAUGCGGAAACUACAAGAUCUGGUGCCAAACAUGGAUAAGCAAACAAACACUUCAGAUAUGUUGGACUUAGCUGUUGAGUACAUUAAAGACCUACAAAAGCAAGUUGAGACUCUUUCAGAAAAUAGAGCUAAGUGCACGUGCUCACAUCACCAAUAAAGGAAAUAAAAUCAAGGAUGAUGAUGAUGAUGAUGAUGAUAAAGGAGUUAGAGUUUUUCUUUUGUACAGAUUUUGUUGUAAUAAUUUGGUCUAGAAAUUAAAGCAGCUUAAUUUAAUUUUCUAAUAAUUUUUUGUUUUUAUUAUGUUAGUAUUACUACUACGUUGUUUGUUACUUUCUCUAUGGUUCUUUUGGAGUGGUGGGGGAAUGAGAUCAUAAAAGUUGACUUUUA
This is a messenger RNA of Vicia villosa (hairy vetch), 1894 nucleotides long. RefSeq names its product transcription factor bHLH122-like. Gene Ontology annotation, molecular function: protein dimerization activity; DNA-binding transcription factor activity, RNA polymerase II-specific; RNA polymerase II cis-regulatory region sequence-specific DNA binding. Gene Ontology annotation, biological process: regulation of transcription by RNA polymerase II. Gene Ontology annotation, cellular component: nucleus. Bases 351 to 1664 code for a protein of 437 amino acids. The record is from RefSeq and is a predicted model, not a curated record. The transcript has 7 exons. NCBI's taxonomy places the organism in Eukaryota, Viridiplantae, Streptophyta, Magnoliopsida, Fabales, Fabaceae.